This is a messenger RNA of Lasiosphaeria miniovina, 1276 nucleotides long. RefSeq lists its product as uncharacterized. The record is from RefSeq and is a predicted model, not a curated record. The transcript is spliced from 2 exons. Gene Ontology annotation, molecular function: DNA-binding transcription activator activity, RNA polymerase II-specific; zinc ion binding. Lineage: Eukaryota; Fungi; Ascomycota; Sordariomycetes; Sordariales; Lasiosphaeriaceae. Gene Ontology annotation, biological process: regulation of transcription by RNA polymerase II. The coding region runs from base 80 to 1276 and encodes 398 amino acids.
UGCUUCAUUGCCCCUUGGCCCGUCAUCGUCCCUCCAAUUGUCAGGCGCAAUUUCCUACCAGGCUACAUCUCACGAUACGAUGCGCCGGGUCCAUAAAAAGUCUCGAUAUGGCUGCCAAGAGUGCAAAAAGCGCCGGAUCAAGUGCGACGAAGCGCGGCCUUCCUGUUCCGGCUGCUCGACCUCUGGCCGCCGGUGCCCUUUUCUCGACGCCGCCGCGACACUGCCGUCCCCAACGCCGUCGGGCCCGCCGUCGUCGGCCUACCGCGUCUCAAACCAUUCUGAGGCCGCCGACUCGCCCGCCCAAGCACUGUCGCCAAUCCUGGAGCCGUCUCUUUCACCGACCUCGGAACCGGCUGCUUCAGGGGCUCCAACGGCUCCGUCGGCUCAAGACCACUUGCUCUCUUCACGCCCACCUCCGCCCCCGCGUCCUCAAAGCGGCGACGAAUGCUACAGCCUGCUGCAUCUCCAACUGCUGCACCACUUUCAGAGCAAACUAACCGUCAUCAUCACAUCGAGUCAGCCAAACGCCGGGAGGAUGAUGCAGCUUGCUGUGAGCGAGGCCUUUUCCAAGCCAUACCUCAUGGACGAGCUCCUCGCCCUCGCAGCUGCCCACAAGAGCUGCUUGUCAUCAUCCACGUCUCCCGAUACACACAGCGCGACCUUCUACCGCACCGAAGCUACGCGCCUCCAGACGCGCGGGCUCGCCCACUUCAACGCUGCCCAGGCCGAGCUAUCAGACGACAACUGCGUGGCCAUCUUCUUUUACUCUGCCAUGUUAGGGCAUCACAUGCUCUUUGACACCUUCUCGCCGCUUCCAGACCGUAUAACCGGCGGCCAUCGCGACCUAUCCACCCUCCUCGACAACUUCGUGCAGUGUCUCAGCCUGCACCGCGGCAUCCGCGUCAUCGCAAGCGAGUCGUGGCAGUCGCUCCAGACUCACAUCCAGGCCCGUCUCACUGCCAUGAAUGGCGGAAUUCCGGCAUUGCAGUCCAGAUUCGACGUAGCCCGGGUGCAGCAGAGCGAGAUUCCGAUCCAGGACUGGCCGGUCCGCGUGCCCACUGAGUACAUAUCCCUGCUGAAUCAGCGGCAGCCCGAGGCGUUGGUAAUCCUGGCCUACUACGCCGUCCUGCUACAUCAUGCAAGGAACUACUGGGCUGUCGGCAGUACAGGAGAGUUUCUCAUCCGCUCGAUUACCGAGCAUCUCGGCUCGUACUGGGCGGAAUGGCUGGCAUGGCCGAACGAGGUGCUCUCAUCAACAACUGGGUCGGGGGUUUGA